AUGGACAUGGCGUUUAUGGACAUGAUAUUUCUGCAUUUUUAAGAAACUAGUAUCCAAAAAUACUUGAAAACUUACUCGAGAAAGAUUUAUAAUGUACAGAUGAGGAAUACAUAGGAAGCUGUUUAAGACUUUCUUUUUUAUAGUUAUCUUAAAAACUUCUUGAAAGUAAAAUAGAUUGUAGUUUUAGUGGAUCUACGUUUAUUAUUAUACUUUUAAUAGGUAAUAAAUUAUGGUGCGCAAACACAGGAGAUUCUAGAGCUAUUUUAGCUCAAGAAAAAGAAGGUAUUUGGGAUGCUGAACCACUUUCCUUUGAUCAUAAAGCAGACGAUCCUGUUGAAAAAAAAAGAAUUGAAAAAAAAGGAGGAAGAGUUGAUUCUUAUAGAAACCUUAAUGGAGACCCUUUAGGACCGGCUAGAGUUUGGAUGA
Messenger RNA from Ichthyophthirius multifiliis, 426 nucleotides. RefSeq lists its product as hypothetical. The record is from RefSeq and is a predicted model, not a curated record. Lineage: Eukaryota; Ciliophora; Oligohymenophorea; Hymenostomatida. The transcript has a single exon.